AUUAUAUUUUUGAUGACAAUAGUUAUUUUUCUUAUUGAUUGAUGAAAAAGUCAACAAUUUUUUUUUUAGUUUUUUGCUGUUUCCACGUAUAACAAAUCUUAUCAUUGAACGAGAGAAACAAAAAUGUUGAAAUUUUUCGAUACCAUACCUCAGGACCAAGCCAAAUUCCUCUGUUCACAGCUAUUAUCAUUUAUCUAUGCAUUUAUAUUUCGUCAAAUUCUUUUUGUUCAUCUUAAUCGAAAACAAUCGAUUAUAACAAAAAAUUUCAUAUAUUUUUCAAUUAUUAUACCUGGUCUAGCAUUUUCAUGGCUUUGUUUUGGAGACCAAAUAUAUCAUCUUAUUUUAUUAAGCUUAACCUGUUACAUAUUAUUUUAUAUUUUCGAUUAUAAAUGGAUACAUUUAGUGACAUUUUUUCUUGCCAUGACUUAUCUAUCAAUCAUUCAUAUCCAUCGUCUUGCAUACGGUAAUUUUGCCGGUGCAUAUCAUAUGGAUAUUUCGGCACCUCUCAUGAUUUUGGUACAAAAAAUUACAUUAAUUGCUUUCUCAUUACAUGAUGGUUGGCUAAUUAAUACAGCGAAUCAUCAAACAAUUAAUAUUGAAAGGAAAAAAUACUCAAUACGACAAAAACCAUCAUUUCUACAAUAUUGUUCAUAUGUAUUUGAUUUUCAAACCAUUCUUUGUGGUCCAAUGAUUUUCUAUAAUGAUUAUCAUGACUAUUUGGAUGGAAAUACAAUCAAAAAAUAUGACCUUCAUUAUUUCCCACCAUUUGCGAAAACUAUUUGGAAAGCAUUGUUGACAUGUUCUAUUUGUGCAAUACUUACGAUGAAAUUUGUUCCACUUUUCCCAAUUUCCUAUUUACAAGAUGAAAAAUUUUUACAAGAAAAUUUGGCCUAUAAAAUUUUAAUCAUAUAUUUUGUGACAACCUUUGCACGAAUCAAAUAUUACUUUGCAUGGAAACUAGCUGAAUCUGUUUGUAAUGUUUCCGGUUUAGGAUUCACCGGACUCAAUGAAAAUGAUAAUCAACCAGUGUAUGAUUUAGCCAUAAAUAUUCGUAUUUUUGAUUUUGAAAUGGCCUUAUCACAACAUGAUGCAAUUUCAGCAUGGAAUAUAUCAACUGUUAAAUGGCUUCGUUCUGCCGUCCAUUUUCGUGUUCCUAAACGUUAUCGUGUUGUUGCUACAUUUGCAUUAUCAGCCGUUUGGCAUGGUUUUUAUCCCGGUUAUUAUCUUACAUUUGCUACUGCCUGUUUAUUUAUGGCUGCAUCCAAAACAAUUCGAAAAUGUAUUCGAUAUCGUUUUGUUCAUUCAAAACAUUUACUAAUUGGUUAUCAUUGUUUAACAUGGUUAACCACACGUUUAAUGAUUGCCUAUUUUGCAUUCCCAUUUAUUCUACUCACUUUUAAUGAUUCGAUUCUUAUUUAUCAAUCCCUCUAUUGGUUCGGUCAUAUACUAGCCAUUUUGGCUUUGCUAAUUGUGCCAUUAAUCUUGAAAUCAGAAUCAAAAAAUCAUGAAAAAGACAUCGUGCCCAUUCGAAAACCUGAUGAAUAUCCCAAAGUUGAUGAUACAAAAAAAAUAAUCAACGGUUACUAUCAUAGAGAAAAUAAUGGUUUCAAUCAAUGACCAUAAACA
Messenger RNA from Dermatophagoides pteronyssinus (European house dust mite), 1626 nucleotides. Its product is annotated as lysophospholipid acyltransferase 6-like. Gene Ontology annotation, biological process: lipid modification. Gene Ontology annotation, cellular component: membrane. The record is from RefSeq and is a predicted model, not a curated record. Gene Ontology annotation, molecular function: acyltransferase activity. NCBI's taxonomy places the organism in Eukaryota, Metazoa, Arthropoda, Arachnida, Sarcoptiformes, Pyroglyphidae.